Molecule: messenger RNA, 1971 nt
Organism: Planococcus citri (citrus mealybug)
Lineage: Eukaryota; Metazoa; Arthropoda; Insecta; Hemiptera; Pseudococcidae
Exons: 1
Coding region: 1-1971 (656 amino acids)
Source: RefSeq, a predicted model, not a curated record
AUGGAAGACCAAGACGGUACUUUUAGCUACGUGCAUAGUUCUCGUUACUCCGGCAGAUGCAUAGUUAAGCUGAUUGAAACGCUCAAAAAGCUUAUUGCAAAUAAUUACUCGAUCGAUAACGUUAGCGAGGUGAGAGUUAAUCUUGAAGAACUCACCAAAGAAUUCGAAUCGUAUAAACGAAUAUCCAGUCGUGGAUUUAAUCUUGCAUCUGUAUCCAAGGAUGCCGCCAAACCGAAAACCGACGAAGAAGUCUCCGCUCUCGAAGAUAAAAUUUUAGCUGAGCUUGAAAAAGUCAACAAAGCUGUUUUACCUGUAAUCGCUAAAUCGAAGAGUUAUAUUUCCGAGUUCGAAGCUCAACAGACACGCGAAUCGUUAAAUAACUCAUCAAUGAACAUGACUGGUGGUUUUCCUGAACCGAACGUAAAAUUACCUCGAAUUGAUAUACCAAAAUUUGAUGGUGUUGCUAUCGAGAAUUUCCUGGAAUUUUACGCCAUAUUCCAGAACGUGGUUCAUGAGGAACCAACUUUAUCGAAGGUUAAAAAGUUAUAUUACCUUAAACUAGCGUUGAUCGGAGAAGCUCACGAUUUGGUGAAAGAUACUCCUGUUACCGAUAAAGGUUAUGACGAAGCGUGGUGUCUUGUAGUUUCAACCUACAAAGAUAUCAAAUCCAUAACCCGAAGACACUUCGAUCAAUUAUUCUCGAUAAAUCGAAUCAAAUCAACGAGUGAAAUCCCUAUGCUUCUUAGCAAUGUGAAUCGCGCUUUGAAGGGGUUACGCGCUUGCGGAGAAGACACCGAAAAUUGGGGUCCGAUAUUGAGUUAUAUCGUCUCCGAAAAAUUGGACAACGUAACGUACGAAGAUUUCGAAAAAUCUCUCACAACGAACACUAAGUUUCCACGUUGGAGUGUUCUGAAAUCUUUUCUCGAGAAUCGCGCGUCAGUCACUAAACGUAGCAGUGAUUUGACCAAACAAACGAAACGAAACGAUACUCCACCCAGUUCAUCUGGUAAACGAUCGACUUUGACUGCUGUAUCGAAUAACGAAACGCGAAGUGGUCCUUCUGGUACUCCUCAAUCAUCGCCACCGAAGCCAGCUUGUUCCUGCUGUGACAAGUUGCACUUGCUUAUCGAUUGUAACCUUUUUCGCGACAAAACACCGAAGCAGAGAUACGAAAUCAUCAAAUCGAAAUCUCUGUGUGGAAAUUGUUUCCACUCGAAUCAUCGUACCAACGAAUGUCGUAAACAGCCGAAUUGCAAAAAAUGUAGCAAUCGUCAUCAUACGCUACUGCAUUUUGAUAAAACGAACGACUCGAAGGAUCCACCGAAGCCUGAAUUAAACGAAGAUGGCACUCCAAGAACGACUUGCGGUAUGUCAUCGCUCGUAUCUGUUCAAAAACCGAUUGCGUUAUUGCCGUCUGCGCUUGUAAAGUUUGUUAGCGGAAACAAGUGCGGUACUAUGCGUGUUUUACUCGAUUCCUGUUCUCAGUUGAAUUUAAUAACGAACGAAUUCAUCAAACGUAACGAUUUAUCAACGACCAAUGCGCCAUAUCCGAGUAAAGUAGCGGGUAUUGGUGAUAGCGAAACCGAAUGUAAUCAAAUCAUCGAAUUUUCAAUCGAAUCACGAGUAGAAGAUUUCAAAUUUUGUGCUCGAUUUACUGUAAUCAACAAUCGAAUACCGUAUUCUGUAACGAAUUAUAUCAUCGGCGAUUUUGCAGAAAAAGUGAACGAACGUCGGCUCAAUCUCGCUGAUACUGCUUUCUACGAUCGCAACGUAAAUAUCAACUCAAUCGAUGCUAUUCUUGGGGUUGAAGCGUAUAACUUGUGCGUGCGUAACAAAACCAUCUUUAUCGAAUCCGCUUGUCUACGUGAUACCGUUUUCGGUUGGACAAUUUCAUCAUCGAUCGAAUCAGCUCGCAAUACUCGACAUUCUCAACCGUAUUGUGGCUUAACUAUCGACAAUAUCGACCAAUGA